AUGAAAAACCCUGUUUUCAAAGAUGUUUCGGAAGAGCAGAUGAGGAGUAAUCCGUACGCAGCAAUGGUUCCCGGCCAGACAAUUGUUGAGAUUCCAAAGUAUGAGUUGGAAUGUGGCGAGACUCUCUACAAUUUUCCAGUUGCCUACAAAACUUGGGGUAGACUAAAUCGGGAUAGAGAUAAUGUCUUGCUAGUUUUCCAUGCUUUUACAGGAUCUUCUGAUGUUCAAGAUUGGUGGGGACCACUUUUAGGCUCCAACCUUACCUUGGAUCCAUCAAGAUUUUUCAUCAUUUGCAUAAAUUUCCUUGGUUCACCUUACGGCUCUUGCUCACCGAUGACAAUAGAGAAAUCCACUGGGAAGCCAUACGGGCCCUUGUUUCCGCUCGUGACAGUCAAAGAUGAUCUUGGAAUCCAAAAGUUGAUUCUCGAUUCUUUAGGUGUCAAGAAGAUUGCAUGCGUUAUCGGUGGAUCCAUGGGUGGUAUGGCUGCCCUUGAAUACUCGUCGACAUACAACAACACCGGUUAUGUGAAAUGCGUAAUUGCAUUGGCAACCGCCGGCAGAGCUAGUGCCUGGUGUAUAUCAUGGAAUGAAACACAAAGGCAAUGUAUCUUCAGUGACCCAUACUACGAUGAUGGGUACUACUAUGAAAACCCAAAAGGAUUGCGUCCAGAUGGUGGAUUAGGAGCUGCUAGAAUGGCAGCCUUGCUUACUUACAGAUCGAGAAAUUCGUUUGAAAAGCGAUUCGGUCGUAAGCUUCCCUCGGAAGACCAAUCCAAUAAGGGUGGGGGUGAGAGCAUCAGGCUCCCGAAGAAUAAGGAGGAAGAGAAUUGGUUAUUGCAUAAUGAAGGCUACAAAAGAUCCAGAAGUGCUUCCACCAAUUCAGUUUCUGCGGAGAAGCCUCAAACUUACUUCACAGCACAAUCGUAUUUGCGAUAUCAAGGAGAUAAAUUCGUCAAACGGUUCGAUGCCAACUGUUAUAUUUCCAUUAGCAGGAAGCUUGAUACGCAUGACUUGACAAGAGGACAUGUCGACAGUGAUGUCAACGACGAGGACCCCUUGCCUAAGUAUCUCGAAUCUUUGACAGCACCACAUCUUAUCAUAGGGAUUCAAUCGGAUGGUCUUUUUACCUAUGGCGAACAACAGCUACUAGGCGAUCACAUCCCCAACAAUGUCUUGAAAAGAUUGGAAUCUCCAGAAGGUCAUGAUGCUUUUCUUCUCGAUUUCGAAAUAGUGGAUCAUUAUUGUCAGGAGUUUUUGCGUGAGCAACUUCCAGAAUUCUACGACGAGUCAUCUGGAAAAGUUGACAUUUUCCAUGACUGGGCUAAUCAUGUUGUCUCUGUCGAAAAUGGAGGUGACUCUGUGUUUGGUGAGGCUGAAAAGAAUAUCACGAACUGGUAA
Molecule: messenger RNA, 1398 nt
Organism: Candidozyma auris
Lineage: Eukaryota; Fungi; Ascomycota; Pichiomycetes; Serinales; Metschnikowiaceae
Gene: MET2
Product: homoserine O-acetyltransferase
Exons: 1
Coding region: 1-1398 (465 amino acids)
Biological process (GO): L-homoserine metabolic process
Molecular function (GO): homoserine O-acetyltransferase activity
Source: RefSeq, a predicted model, not a curated record